AUGCCCCGUUUGGAUCCGUGGAAAGAAGCAUUAUUAUUAUCGAUUACUACUGGUAGCAGACCUUUGGUUGAAUUUAUACUUCAACUGUUUUGUGAGUUUCCAGGCGAGGAAUACAAAGCCUAUGGAAAAGAUGUUCAUGAAAAUUACGCGGUAGAAGAAAUCUUUGUAAAGUAUGACUACAUUAUUUUAAAUUACCGGUUACUACCUCAGCGGCGCCAAGGCGAAUUGAUAUCUUUCCGAAAUUCUCUUCAAUCGUCUGCAAAGAAAACCUUGACAAGACAAGUGUUGUGGGCUCAGUUAUGGUCAGUUUUAGCAGCCCGGAACUCGCCGACUUUUCCACCACAUAUGACACCAUUGAUGCUAGCUUGUAUAUGUAACAACUUCGCGAUAGUAGAGUGUCUUCUUUUAAGAGGGCAUUCGAUUGAUCUACCCCACAGAGCUGACUGCGGGUGUUGUGAAUGCUUAAGUGGAAAAGUUACUUUGGCUUCAAAGUUAGCUAAGCUUGAUACAUAUAAAGCUAUCUGUAGUGAUGCGUUUUUGUGGCUCGGUUGUCCUGAUCCUUUACUUGCAGCAUGUCAGCUUAGCAAGGAUAUGGAAAUUGGCCUUAGUUUUGAGCAAGAAUAUAAAGAAUGCUAUCUACGUUUGCAGACCAGUGUAUCAGCUUUCAGCCUGAGUGUUGUAGAACAAUGCUGGAACACUGAAGAAGUUAAUUUAUUGCUAACUCAAAAGCAUGGCGUUACAGUUGCUGAAUGUGACGCAAAAAUACCGAGAGUUCGACUUGCGCUCGAUUGUCAUAUGAAAUAUUUCUUGAGUGGUUUAAGUGUUCAAAAUGCUGUAAAGGACUUGUGGGUUGGUGGUUGGAAGGCGGGUGGUCAGAGUUGUUGCGCUCAGUUUUUCAUGAUAUUGAAACAUACGGUCGGUUAUCCUGUGUUUGCCACUCUUCAUGCAAUAUCUGCUGGUCAGUGGUGUGCAUCUUUCAAUUGUCCUAAGGCAAGCUAUGUAGUUUUUCUGGGCAUGUUAAUGUAUCUUCGUUACCCCGGUAGAGUUGGAGAGGAUGCAGUCAAACGUACUUUGGAUAAUACUUUAACAUCUUUUGUUUUGGAGUGCUACGUGUAUUUAUAUGCAUUUGGUAUGCUUGCUGGUCAUUACCUGGGAAUGGUUUAUAGAGGAAUGAUCAGAUUUUACGAAAUGUGGUGGCGAUGGUUUGAUGUAAUAUUUUUCUGGCUUUUCUUUGGGUCGUUCUUCUGCCAUCUCAUGACUGCUGUAGCAGUCGCUCAAGAUGGACUGGCGCGAAUUCACCGCAAACAUUGGGUUUUUUAUGAUUUUUCACUGAUUUUUGAUAUAUAUUUUGGUGGCGCUUGUAUAAUGGCCUUUUGGCGAAUAUUUUAUUACGUACAGUUGAAUCGCAGUAUUGGUUUGAAAGUGAUAUCUAUUGGACAUUGCGUCUAUCAUGUUGUCACUUUUCUUUGGAUUAUGGCAAUUGUUACUUUGUGUUUCGCUGUUGGCAUAAAUAUGAUUUAUGAAGCGUAUUCCGGUAACGAGGUUCUUUCUUCUGAUGGUCCGGUUAAAAUGAGAAACACUUUUUCGAACAUGAUUACGACUUUUCGAAUACUUUAUUGGGCCUUUUAUGGAUAUUUGGGACCCUGGGAUUACUCACUAGUAGUUGGUAAUGCUGGGCCUCAACAAGUUGAAGUCAAUCAUUGGUUUACUGUGUUAGCUGGUGAAGUUGUUGUCGGGAUUUACCAUAUUGCUGUUAUUCUUGGAUUAGUCAAUCUUAUGAUAUCAUUUUUGGUACGCACAACAGAUGAAGUGCAGGAGAAUGAGGACAUAGAGUGGAAGUAUACACGUUGCCAUAUCUAUGCGGAGCAUCUCGAGUGGUAUGCUGCUGUUCCACCGCCAUUCAACUUAAUCCACAUUUCUGCUGUCUUUAUUUAUCGUUUUUUGAAGUCAGACGAGUUUCUUUGUAUUUUCCCAGUAAGUAUUUUAGACUCGCAAAAUGCGGUGAACAUUGAAACACGGCAAAGAGUUGGUCCUGAACCUAUCCUAGCUUUUAUGAACAAGGAUGGCGGUGACACUCAAAAUUAUGGCGAAAUGGCGACGGAAUCUUUUUAUGAAGUGGAGGGCUUGCUACGAAACAACAGUGGCUCCUCGUGGUUCGCUGUAAAUGAAGAAGACGGUCUUCCUAGUGGUGGAAGCAGCCGGUUAAAUUCGAUUAUGGACGAAGAAGGAUAG
Enterobius vermicularis (human pinworm) is the source of this 2232-nucleotide messenger RNA. The record is from the annotation of a GenBank genome assembly. NCBI's taxonomy places the organism in Eukaryota, Metazoa, Nematoda, Chromadorea, Rhabditida, Oxyuridae.